Molecule: messenger RNA, 1893 nt
Organism: Sabethes cyaneus
Lineage: Eukaryota; Metazoa; Arthropoda; Insecta; Diptera; Culicidae
Product: protein sidekick-2-like
Exons: 10
Coding region: 1-1893 (630 amino acids)
Molecular function (GO): protein binding
Source: RefSeq, a predicted model, not a curated record
AUGUGUGCACGCCACGCGGUUAUAGAUAUCGAAAGCAUACCGAUGGUACGGUACAUCGCGGUGGCCGGAGGAAACGUGACGCUCAGCUGUCCGGGCGUCAACGAGCACUCGCUGGUGGAUUCGCUCGUCUGGAGAACGAGUCAAACCGUAGCCGAAUACGUCAGCGGGGUGCCACUAGUUAGUAACCAGAGGAUAACACUGCUACCUGAUAAUUUUAGUUUGCACAUCAGGCCGACGGUCGCCUCGGAUACGGCCGAGUACAACUGCCUGGUGAACGACAGGCACAGCCCGGAAGCCAUCGUAGAUUUAUUAGUUCAAGAUGUUCCCGAACCAUCGGGACGACCGCUGGUGCUCAGCUUCACAUCACGUUCGGUCCAUCUGUCGUGGGCGCACUCGCAAGACCCUAGGAAUGCACCGGUUACCAAUUUUAUCAUCGAAACCAGAGUUGGCGAGAAUGGUGAUUGGGACGAAGUGGCUCCGAUCCGGACCAAGGGCAACAGCACCUCGUACCAGGUCGGUGGAUUGCUGCCCUUCACCGUGUACAGCUUCCGAGUGAUUGCCAUCAACGAACUGGGUCGCAGUCCACCCUCGAAGGAGUCCUACUACUUCGUUACACUGCGCGAAGCUCCAACGGGCAAACCCAUCACCACGAUCGCACACAACACCAGCGCCACGUCGUUGUACAUCUCCUGGAAGCCGCCCCCGCCGGACACCAUCCUGGGUGAAUUUCUAGGCUAUCGAAUCACGUACCGCACUCGGGACCGCAAUCCGGACGACGUCAAGGAAAUUUACAUUCGUGACAGCUCCGUGGAGAGUCAUGAAAUCCACAAUCUUGAAACGUACACACAGUAUCUGGUUUCAAUUCAAGUAUUCAACCCGGAAGGUUUGGGCCCACCAACAACGGUUCUGGUAAUGACGGACGAAGGAGUUCCCAGUAGGCCUCGAAAUCUGAGCAUCCUGGAGGUGACGUCGACAACGAUUCGCAUUAGCUGGCAGGAACCGGACCGAAAGAACGGUGUAAUCCACGGUUAUCGGGUUUAUUACGUGUAUCAGAAUCAGACGUUGCUGCAUUUACCCAUACUGAAAAGCGACGCCAUGCAGAACUCAAUCUACUACUACACGCUGUCCAGCUUAAAACCGUUUACCGACUACCGCAUCAUAGUGGCCGCUUUCAGUCUGAAAUAUGACGGCGAACCGUCGGAGGUGUCCAUUCGGACGGACAUCGCCGGCCCUAGUGCACCUCGCUUCGUCAAUCUGACGUGCUAUUCGGAGGACGCGCUGUUUCUUGCUUGGCGCAUUCCGCAGCACUUUUACAACUCCGUUAAUCACUACAUUGUCAGCUACCGCAACAUGGACUACACCCGGUCCCGGGAGAUUCGUAUUUCUGCGAACGCUUCCAUCGUAGAGACGUCCGUUGUUCUGCAGAACCUGACCACCGAUUCGAACUACGAGCUGAAGGUCCGGGCGGCGUCCAUCAGUGUGGUUAAUCCGAACAAGGUCAUCUUGGGUCCGUAUUCGGAAUCCAAAAAGAUUAUGCUGCACGCUAACUGCGAUCAGCAGCAGCCUCCGUCGCUUUAUCAUCACUACGCCGAUUACGAUUUGAUAGUCCUAGCCGGUGCUGUCAUCUGCUGUUUUGGUCUCCUGCUCAUAAUUCUAGCGAUCGUCUUGUGGAAAAAAUGCUUCACCACCAGCUACACUAACGAGUCGGAUUCGACCCAAAGCGACCUGAAGCAAUCGCAGCAGCAGCAGCAUCUGCAGCAGCAACACCAGCAGCAGACGCAGAUCGACUGGAAGGCGACCUGCGACACCAACGGUAUCAUCCAAACGACCGUCCCGGUGACGAAGAUCCUGCAAAACGGCAACCAUCGUCAUCUGACCAUCGAUGGGGACUGA